Molecule: messenger RNA, 3146 nt
Organism: Diabrotica virgifera virgifera (western corn rootworm)
Lineage: Eukaryota; Metazoa; Arthropoda; Insecta; Coleoptera; Chrysomelidae
Gene: Cse1
Product: exportin-2
Exons: 19
Coding region: 120-3026 (968 amino acids)
Biological process (GO): protein export from nucleus; protein import into nucleus
Cellular component (GO): nuclear envelope; cytosol
Molecular function (GO): small GTPase binding; nuclear export signal receptor activity
Source: RefSeq, a predicted model, not a curated record
CAUAAAAAAUCAUUUCUAUUUUAUUUCUAUCCCGGCUCCGGCUUUCUUAGGUUAGAAGAUAUUCAGUAGAAAUAAAUAUUUAUUAAAAUAAUUUAAUUAUUAAACAUUAAUCUAUCAAGAUGGAGAUGUCCGAUGAAAAUAUUCAAGUUUUAAGUAAAUAUCUACAGGAGACACUUAAUCCAGAUCCAAAUGUUCGCAGACCGGCUGAAAAAUUUUUGGAAGGUGUAGAAGUUAAUCAAAACUAUCCUUUACUAAUAUUAAAUCUUGUCCAUAAACCAGAAGUGGACAUGACAAUUAGAAUUGCUGGAGCAGUGGCAUUUAAAAAUUAUAUAAAAAGAAAUUGGUUUGUUGAAGAAGAUGGAGUUGAUAGGAUUCAUGAAUCUGAUCGAGCUGCAAUAAAGAAUUUGAUAGUCACUUUAAUGUUAAGUUCACCUGAAUCAAUUCAAAAGCAGUUAAGUGAUGCCAUUAGCAUUAUUGGAAAGACUGAUUUUCCUCUAAAGUGGCCAGAAUUAAUCUCACAAAUGGUUGAAAAGUUUUCUACAGGAGAUUUCAAUGUUAUAAAUGGAGUUCUAAGAACAGGUCAUUCCCUUUUUAAAAAAUAUCGCUAUGAAUUUAAAUCACAAGAGUUGUGGAUAGAGAUUAAGUAUGUACUAGAAAAAUUGGCACAGCCUCUAACUGACUUAUUUGUGGCUACCAUAAAUUUGGCACAAACCCAUAGCAACGACGUGAAUGCAUUAAAAGUUAUAUACAGUUCAUUGGUGUUAAUUUGUAAAGUAUUUUAUUCCUUAAAUUUUCAAGAUCUUCCAGAAUUUUUUGAAGAUAACAUUCAGAUUUGGAUGUCAAAUUUCCAUACGUUAUUAACGGCAGAUGUCAAAUGUCUUCAAAAUACUGAUAGCGAAGAGGCUGGUAUUAUGGAACAAUUGAGAUCCCAAGUAUGCGACAAUAUAGCUCUGUAUGCACAAAAAUAUGAUGAGGAAUUUCAGCAGUUCUUGCCACAAUUUGUUACUGACGUUUGGAGUCUUUUAGUAUCAACUGGCCUUGAACCUAAAUAUGAUCUGUUAGUUUCAAAUGCUCUCCAGUUCUUGUCAUCGGUUGCAGAAAGAGUUCAGUAUAGACAUUUAUUUGAAGAUAACAAUGUUUUGAGCAGCAUCUGCGAAAAAGUCAUUAUACCCAAUAUGGAAUUUAGAGUUUCAGAUGAGGAGUUAUUUGAAGAUAAUCCUGAAGAAUAUACACGUAGAGACAUUGAAGGUUCUGAUAUUGAUACUAGGCGAAGAGCUGCUUGUGAUCUCGUAAAUACUCUCAGCCAGAACUUUGAACAAAGAAUUAUAGACAUAUUUGGUCAAUAUUUACAAGUGAUGCUUGGAAAAUAUGUGGAAAAUGCCAAGCAGUAUUGGAGAAGCAAAGAUGCUGCAUUAUAUCUUGUAACCUCAUUAGUUAGUAGAGGUGCUACUCAAAGACAUGGAGUUACACAAACUAGUCAGCUGGUCGAUAUAAAUCAGUUUUGCCAACAGCACAUAUUGUCAGAAUUAGAGAGGCCUGAUGUUAAUGAUUUGCCCGUUUUGAAAGCAGAUGCCAUAAAAUACAUCAUGACAUUUAGAUCAGUGCUGCCAAGUGCCAUUGUAAUUUCUACGAUUCCACAAUUAAUAAGGCACAUGACUAGUGAAAGUGCGGUGGUACACACUUAUGCCGCUUGUACAUUAGAAAAAAUUUUAAUUAUAAAGGCCAAUAAUCAGCCAAUAGUCACUGGUGCCCACCUGGAACCAUUUACUACAACACUUCUAACAAAUCUUUUUGGAAUACUAGAAAAACCUGUUUCAGAAGAAAACGAGUAUGUUAUGAAAGCACUGAUGAGAACAUUUUCUACGUUACAAGAAAGAGUUCUACCAUUCUUGAAUGUCGCAUUGCCAAAAUUAACAGAGAAGCUACAAAUGGUUGCAAAAAAUCCAUCAAAACCUCAUUUUAACCAUUAUCUUUUUGAAACAUUUUCAUUAGCCAUAAGAAUCGUAUGUAAGGCAAAUCCCACUGCUGUUACAGCAUUUGAAGAUAUAUUGUUUCCCAUUUUCCAAGGAAUUCUACAGCAGGAUAUUCAAGAAUUUAUUCCUUAUGUAUUUCAAAUUCUUUCUCUAUUGAUGGAGAGUACACCUCAAGGUAAUAAUCUGGAGCCCUACAUGCAGCUUUUGCCAUUCUUAUUGGCUCCUGUGCUAUGGGAUAGACCUGCUAAUAUUAGUCCACUAGUAAGAUUAUUAUGCGCUUUCGCUCUACAAGCAGCCCCACAAAUUGUAGCGCAGGAUAAAGUGAGCGGAUUCCUAGGAGUAUUCCAGAAAUUGAUUGCUUCAAAAACUCAUGAUCAUGAGGGUUUCUUUUUGAUUCAAAGUAUGAUUCAGCAUUUACCAAUGGAAGCCCUAGCACCUUAUCACAAACGGAUAUUUUCCCUUUUGUUUCUAAGACUCUCUUCCAGUAAGACCACAAAAUAUGUAAUUAAUCUCAUAGUUUUCUUUUCGCUGUACGUUGUGAAAUAUUCAGCAAAUGAACUGAUCUCGACUGUUGACGAUAUUCAAGCAGAAAUGUUUGGUAAGGUGCUUGAAAAACUAUAUAUUGCUGAAAUACAAAAAGUUUCUGUAGCCGUCGAUAGAAAAAUUGUAGCUUGCGGUGUAACAAAAUUAUUAUGUGAAAGUCCAGAGAUAUUUUCAGGAAAGUAUCAAAACUAUUGGCCCCAGCUAUUGCAGGCGUUAUUAAAAUUCUUUGAAAUGCCAGUGGACUCAAGCAUGCUACCCGAUGAUCAUUUCAUAGAAGUAGAUGAUACUCCCACAUAUCAGACAACUAGUGCAAAACUGAAUUUUGCAAAUACUGUCAAGAGCGAUCCUCUCCAAGCUAUUGCCGAACCCCGCCAGUUUCUGGUUCAAAGCUUAGCAACUCUUGGAAAUUCUCAACCUGGACGGCUUCCAGUAUAUAUUAGCAACAUGGAUGUACAAGUUCAGACAAUACUAAAUAGUUACCUAUCUAAGUUUGCUGUUCAGCUGGUCUAACACUCUAAAUAGUUAAUUGUAGCCAUAUUUGUUAGUUUUAAGUUUUUAAACCUUAUAUUAAGUUUGUUAGUAAUUUUUGCAUAAUUGUAAAUUAUUUUUAAUAAUAAACUGCAAAAUAAU